This is a messenger RNA of Cornus florida, 1146 nucleotides long. RefSeq lists its product as uncharacterized. NCBI's taxonomy places the organism in Eukaryota, Viridiplantae, Streptophyta, Magnoliopsida, Cornales, Cornaceae. The record is from RefSeq and is a predicted model, not a curated record. The coding region runs from base 1 to 1146 and encodes 381 amino acids. Gene Ontology annotation, molecular function: protein dimerization activity. The transcript has 2 exons.
AUGCGCGGCGAAUGGAAUGGACUACAAGCAUUAUUUCUUAAAGAUUUCCCAUUUGCUUAUUAUGUCUAUUGUUUUGCUCAUCGAUUACAACUAGCAUUAGUUGCAGCAGCAAAAGAUAAGAUGAAUAUUUGGCAAUUCUUCUCUCACCUAACUUGUAUUGUCAAUCUUAUUGCUUCCUCUCCUAAGCGUCUUGUUGAAUUAAAAUCUUUUCAAAGGGAUGAGAUUGCAUGUAUGUUAAGCACAGGUGAACGUGAAUCUGGUAAAGGGGCUAAUCAGAUUGGCACCUUACAUCGAGCUAGAGCUAAUCGUUGGAGCUCACACUAUGAUUCUAUGAAGGAUUUGAUUUGUAUGUAUACAGCAUCCUGCAGAGUUGUUAAAGUCUUAGAAACGGUGGACAAAGUCAAUAGAUGUGUGGGCAAGCUUCAGGUGUUUACAAGAGAAGAUGAUUGGGAUAUUUUUCUUGCCAAUGUGGUGUCAUUUUGCAAUCGACAUAACAUUGAUAUACCUGAUUUGAGUUCUCGUUAUGUAGAGGGUACAGGUCGUCAUUGUCAGCAACAAGAUCAUAUUACAGUUGAGCACCAUUAUCACUUUGACAUUUUUAACUCUGCAAUAGAUUUACAAUUGAUGAAGUUAGAACAUAGAUUCAACAAUGAAGUAAAGGAACUUCUUACUCUUAGCUCAGCUUUGGAUCCUAGUGAUUCUUUUAAAUCUUUUAACGUGGAAAAGAUAUGCAAUCUUGCUGAGAAAUUCUAUCCUUGGGACUUCACUGACCAAGAUGUUAAAACAUUAAAGUUUCAGUUGAUCCAUUAUCAACUUGAAGUAUCUAGUGAUACCGAGUUUCAGAAUAUUUCUUCUCUUACUGAUUUAAGUCAGGAACUGGUUGUAAGCAAGAAGUUUGAGUACUACCCUUUGGUUGACAGAUUGAUCCGUCUUGUGUUGAUUCUUCCUGUUUCUACAGCAACUGCGGAGAAAACAUUUUCAAGCAUGAAACGUGUUAAAACAGCGAUGCGUAGUAUGAUUGGAGAUGAAUUUCUUGCUAGCUACAUGACCAUCAAUCUUGAACGGGAGCUAGUUUGGAAAAUUGACUUGGAGUCUAUUAUUGACGAAUUCGAGUCUUUAAAGACUCGUCGAGCACAACUUAGAUAG